GUUCGAGCCGCUUCGCGAGCACUGGGGUUCUAGAAAGCCGGGGGGGCCCUGACGAUGCUCCCAAGGCGAUGGCCAAGCGGGAAGCUUGGAUGGGCAGCGGCGUUCUAGUGCGAUGGCGCAAGGAAGGCGGUUUUGGCUUCAUCAAACCGUCGGAUGGCAAUGGUGACCUCUUUUGUCACGUAAGCCAACUUCGACAGGUAGAAGGGAGCAUCAAGGAGGGCGACCGAGUACGCUAUACCGUGACUCAGGAUGGUCUUUCUGGGAAACGAAUGGCAGGAAACGUCGUCCUAGACUUCUCGCGGAGAUCCAGGAGAUCGAGCGAUAGCCGAAGUAGCCGCAGCAAGAAGCGCAGAAGCAAGAGCCGUCGACGGCGGAGGAGCAGCUCCGGCUCCGCUUCAAAGAAAGACAAGAAAAGCAAAGAAAAGGAGGUGAAGGAGGCAAAAGCGGAUGAGAAGGAGAAGGACAAACAUAAGGAGAAGGAUAAGGAGAAGGACAAAGAGAAAAAGGAAAAGAAAGAGAAAAAGAAGAAAGACAAGGAAGAGAAAGAAAAAGAAGAAAAGGAAGAAAAGGAAGAAAAGAAGAAAGACAAGGAAAAGUCCAAAAAAGACAAAGAGAAAAAACACAAGGAGAAACACCGUGAGCGGAGCCGUAGCCGUGACUGAGCGGAGACG
Molecule: messenger RNA, 671 nt
Organism: Cladocopium goreaui
Lineage: Eukaryota; Dinophyceae; Suessiales; Symbiodiniaceae
Source: the annotation of a GenBank genome assembly